AUGAAAAGAUCGCUCUUGGGUCCUUGCAAAGCUGAGGUUGAAUCAACAACGGCUGAUGAGGCAACUGCAGCGAAAAGCCCUUCACCAAUGCUACGUGAGUGCAAUAUUUGCGGCAAGGUCUUCAGCAGCGGCAAGGCUUUGGGGGGUCACCGAAGAUCGCACUUUCAAAAGCACCAGAAGAAGGUAAAAGUCCGUUUCACCAAUCACUCGUCAAAAGCUGGUGAUAGCAGCAACAUUAAUAGGGCUAAUAAUUGUGAUUACGAUGCUGAUGAUGAUGGGAAACGCAUUUGUUGCAUUUGCAAGAAGGAAUUUCCCACCAAAAACGCAUUGUUUGGCCACAUGCGAUCUCACCCUGAGAGGUCAUGGAAGGGUGUGUCUCCUCCCACUCGUUCUCCCAAUAAGAACUCCUCAUCUUCUUCUCUCUCUUCUUACACUUUUUCUUCCCAAAAUUCUGAUUCUAUGGAGAAAAACAUGGAACAGUAUCGUGAUGAUGAUUAUGUUGAUUGUGUUGGUGGGGGUGGGGGUAAUAUUGUUAUUAUUGAUCUUUCAACUUUUACUUCACCCAGUUGGCUUAAGACUGAUGUGAGAGGCAGAAAGUGUAUUGGGGCUUAUGAGGCUGCUGAAACCCUCACUUACCUAAGUGCUUAUUCUAAGUACUUUUGCAGUGAGUCUAAUAGGGUUUCUCCCAAGAAGGAUGAAGUGCUGUCGAAAAGUGCUCCACCUCUAAUCAAGAAUGGCAAAAGGAAGGUUGGUGAAUCGUCAUCGAGCAAGAAACAUAAGGUGAAAAAGAUUAAGUUUUAUCUGAAUGGUGAAUUGAAGAUCGGAAAGAAAAAUGAUGGGGACGGUGAAUUUGAUGAUGAUAAGGGUGAGAAGCUGAAUAGGUGCAAGGGUUUAUCUAAAUCUGGGGUUGGAAGAAUUUUGUAUAUGGAUGAUGAGGUGGAAGAGGAGGAGGGUGUGGACGAGGCUUUCGACGAUGUGAUCACUGAGGUGGUUGCUCCUGCUAAGGUGCAAGAUCACGUUGAUGAAAGGAAGGUGAAGAGGGUGGUGGACCAUAAAGGGAAGAACAGUAAGAAACUGGUGAUGAAAUUUAAGGCAAAAGACACAGAAUAUGAGAAUGGAGGUCAAGAGAAAGAGAAAGUGGGUGGGUAUAAAUGUGGAGCUUGUGGGAAAAAAUUUUCAACUUUCCAAGGCUUGGGAGGGCACAGAUCAGUGCACAAGGAGAAGAACACUGAGAUCAUGGACGAGUCGAACCGCUCCAAAGCUGUUGUUGCUGAUCAAGAAGACAAUUCUUCCAGCUCUAGUAACAUGCACAAGGUGGAUGAGGCCACAAUGAAUGAAGCACCAUUACCAACAGACGAGACAACAGCGAAUGAAAAGGCACCAUUGCUGGCAGAUGAGGCAUGUCAAUCUUCUCCAUGUACCAAGAAAUUGGAUUUUGAUCUGAAUGAGCUGCCUUGUGGUAUGAAGGAUUAA
Glycine soja is the source of this 1473-nucleotide messenger RNA. RefSeq lists its product as uncharacterized. The transcript has a single exon. Bases 1 to 1473 code for a protein of 490 amino acids. The record is from RefSeq and is a predicted model, not a curated record. Gene Ontology annotation, molecular function: DNA-binding transcription factor activity. NCBI's taxonomy places the organism in Eukaryota, Viridiplantae, Streptophyta, Magnoliopsida, Fabales, Fabaceae.